Yamadazyma tenuis ATCC 10573 is the source of this 3208-nucleotide messenger RNA. RefSeq names its product Beta-galactosidase (Lactase) (gene LAC4). Lineage: Eukaryota; Fungi; Ascomycota; Pichiomycetes; Serinales; Debaryomycetaceae. Gene Ontology annotation, molecular function: beta-galactosidase activity; carbohydrate binding. The record is from RefSeq and is a predicted model, not a curated record. Gene Ontology annotation, biological process: lactose catabolic process. Gene Ontology annotation, cellular component: beta-galactosidase complex.
UGAAAAGUUAGGUGGGGGUUUACAUGUAGGAUCGGGGAAAAUGUAUAUAAACCCGCCAAAUCCCCAUGAUUUUCAAUUGUGGAAAAAAUGGUGGACAAGAAGAAAUUGUACACCCAUCUUUGUGAUCCUAGCGUGGUGCAAAUAAACAGACUUCCCGCAAGAAGUUAUUACUUACCAGAUGAAAAACUCACUUUGAACGGAACAUGGAGCAUCACCUAUAGCGACUCACCUUUAACUGCACCAGUUCCUGGAGAUGAUUCCCCCAUUGAUGGGACUUUGCAGGUUCCUGGUCAUUGGCAGCUUCAGGGGUAUGACCUGCCCAUCUACACAAAUGUGCAAUAUCCUUUUAAUGUAGAUGUUCCUUAUCCCCCUGCACGCAACCCCACAGUGUGCUAUAUGAGACAAUUUUCGGUACCUGCUGGAUGGUCCUCUGACCGUUUCAGGCUCAGGUUUGAAGGGGUAGACAAUUCUUAUCACCUCUUUUUCAACGGGAAAUUUGUCGGUUUUAAUGAGGGGAGUCGCAAUAGUGCCGAAUUCGAUGUCACUGACUUGGUCCAACCUCACAAUUCGAUUUUUGUGAGGGUGUAUCAGUGGUCCAACUCCAGCUAUAUCGAAGAUCAGGACCAAUGGUGGUUGAGCGGGAUCUUUAGAGACGUAUGGUUCUUAGGAUUUAACAGUGCAGGUUUCAUUCAAGAUUUUGUCGUUGUCACCGACUUCGAUGAUACUUAUACAGACUCAAAUUUGAAGUUAAAAGUCGAUGUGGAAGCCUCUGAUUUGAGUGCGGUAGAUAUUCAGGUUGAUAUUUACAAUGUACUGGAGUCUUCUAAACUGAAAAAGGGUCCGCAAGAACUAGUUUCUAAGAAGUACCCUUUGGCUGCAAAUUUAAUUGAGGCUGAGAUUGCCAUUUCCGCACCCCACAAAUGGACAGCUGAAGACCCAUAUUUGUAUCGGUUACAGUUGAGUGUGGUCAAUAAGAAGGGCAUUACUAUCAGUAAGUUAUCUCAACAGUUGGGGUUCAGAAAAGUCGAAUUGGACCAAGGGCUCAUCAAGGUCAAUGGGAAAGAUAUUUUAAUUCGGGGGGUUAAUAGACACGAGCACCAUCCCGAGUAUGGUAGAGCCGUUCCCCAUGACUUUGUGGUGAGGGACAUGAAGUUAAUGAAAGAGCAUAACAUUAAUGCCAUAAGAACAUCCCAUUAUCCUAACGACCCCAAGUUUUACGAACUUGCUAAUGAGCUUGGGUUCUGGGUUCUCGACGAAGCGGAUUUGGAAUGCCAUGGGUUUUUUGAAGCAGUUAGAAGACCAAUUAAUGGCUCUGAUGACGUCGAGUACCGGAAUGGGAAACUCGAAUUGUUUGACAAGGCGAAGGAUUUCACUUCUAAUAAUCCUGAUUGGGAAGCUGCUUAUGUGGAUAGAGCUAACCAGUUAGUUUCCCGAGAUGUAAAUCAACCGUGUAUCAUUAUCUGGUCUUUGGGAAAUGAAGCAUUCUUCGGUAAAAAUCAUGUUUCCAUGGCCAAAGAAAUUAGACGGUUGGAUACAACCAGGCUACUUCACUACGAGCCAGACUUUGAUGCUGAAGUUACAGAUAUGUACAGUAGAAUGUACCCGUCUUUGGAAACCAUGGUUCGUGAGUUUGGUACCAAAACUGAUAAACCGUUAAUUCUUUGUGAGUAUGGCCAUGCUAUGGGUAACGGCCCAGGAUUGUUGAGACAGUACGAAGAUUUGUUCCAUAAGCAUAAGAACUUCCAAGGUGGUUUUAUAUGGGAGUGGAAUAAUCACGGGAUCUUGGCUGAUAUUGAUGGGAUUCCUACUUACUGUUACGGAGGUGAUUUCAAAGAACCUAUUCAUGAUGGUGUUUUUUGCAUGGAUGGCCUAACCAAUUCAGUACAUGAUCCUACUCCAGGUUUGAUUGAAUAUAAGAAAGUUCUUGAACCAAUCAUCGUCAAUUUCAAAGACGAAACCAUCAUUCUCAAAAAUGAUUUCGACUUUAUUGAUUUGUCUAAUUAUGCUUGCAGUUAUUCAUUGAUUCACUACGAAGGGGUAAAAAAAGAAGUUUUGCAGGAAGGAACUUUGGUGAUUCCACCAACACAAGCUCAGAAACAUAGCGAAAUUCCUUUCCCAGAUUUCUGGGUUCCAGUUGAAGGAAAGUGCUUGUUCAAUGUUGAGAUUAGAACCAAAACUUCCACCAAAGUGGUUGCAGCUGGGCACUUGGUUUCAUGGGCUCAGCAUGAAAUUCCCCUGGAAAAUUAUGCCAAAGACCAAGUUUUGAGACAUGCUGCUGUCCAAUAUCCUGUUGAUAACGAAGUUUCGGUUGUUGAAACAGAUGGCGAGGUCAAAAUUCAAAACUUGAAUUCUCUGCUUGUGUUCGACAAAAUCAAUGGUAAAAUCAAGACCUGGUCAGUUAAUUCCAAAUCGAUUAUUAUUGAUGGUGAAAACAACUUGACCUUCUGGAGACCUGAAACCAACAAUGACCAGGCCAACGAUGGCCCAUACUGGAAAAGAUUUGGCUUAGACAGAAUGAUGACUCGAGUGAUUGAUAUCAACGUUAAGCCCGGUGAUAAUCUCACUAUUUGUACUAUUGAGGUAGUUUCUGCAAUUGGUCCACCGGUUUUGGCAUGGAGGUUUGAGUGUCUGCAAACAUACAUUGUGAGUCCUAAUAGGAUUGAGCUUAAGACAUCGUUGGUUCCCAAAGCCUUUGAUGAAACUUGUUAUCCCCAAUACUUACCAAGAUUAGGGUACCAAUUUGGAAUCAACAAAGGCUUGGGAAGUACGGUUUCAUGGUUCGGACGGGGUCCUGGUGAAAGCUAUAUUGAUAAGAAAGAAUCUCAAAGAGUAGAUAUCCAUAGAAGCAAGUUUGAAGAACUUGACUAUAACUACGACGUCCCCCAAGAAAAUGGCAACCAUGAAGACACUGAAUGGCUUAACUUAGAGACCAGUGAUCAAUCUGGUUUAAUAGUCACCAUGAAGAACAGAAGAUUUGGAUUCAAGUGUUCAACAGAGUACGGAGUUCAAGAAGCUUCCCACCCACAAGAUAUCAAGCACGGUAACAAAUAUGUUCGUAUUGACUAUAAACAACAGGGUCUUGGAUCUGAUAUCUGUGGACCUGGAGUUUUAGAUCAAGACCGGGUUUUGAUGAAACUGAGUUCCAAGUACGAAUUUGAGAUUGAAUUAUUUUUGAAAAAUUAGCUAGUGUAAUACAAGUAUGAAAUUA